Messenger RNA from Cylindrotheca closterium, 918 nucleotides. The record is from the annotation of a GenBank genome assembly. Lineage: Eukaryota; Bacillariophyta; Bacillariophyceae; Bacillariales; Bacillariaceae.
AUGGUGCAAAUCGAUCCAGCAGCGAUGACUGCUUUCUGGGAGCAAGAGGUCCAGAUGCGCAUCGUGCAGGAUAUACGGGACCAACUGGAACUUGAUGGCUUGACAACAUUCGAGAGUUUUGCCGACUACACCAAGGAUGACGUAUCGGCCAUGAGGAAGCGAAUCAGCUACAUUCAAAACAUCCCUCAUUUUGGUCAAGAUUCGUUCAAACGCCUUGGACAAGGCCGAAAAGCCUACUUUGCCCUUAUCAAAACCUAUCUCGGUGAUGACAAGUGGCUAUCAGAGAUCACUAAGUAUGAUAACAUGAUGCGCAACGCAAAGUGGAAAGGAGCUGGUAACUUGACAGUCGAGGCAUACAUUGCUGUGCACCGCAAUGCAUACCAACACCUCGUUUCUGCGUCAGAACAUGUUGCAUACCAGUUGCCUAACCAACAGACGCGUGUCAAACAACUACUUGAUGGAAUUCUUUCCAGUGAUGCUCGAUUGAAUGCGGCAAUUGCAAUGGUCCAAGCUAGCAACGUAAUGAUUGCUGAUUUUGAAUUGGCUUCGGCCCAUAUUCAGCCUCAUUGCCCGGUUGCCAAGCGAAACCUAGGAGGCAAGCGCCAGAGUGCAGAAAUUUCUGCUCUUGAGGUUGACACUGGUGAUGUUGACAUUGCAUCUGUGGGAGUUGGAGGAGGUAAAGGCCAGCGUACCGGCCUCCAUCUUCGCUUCCACACCCUACCAGAGUACCAGAAACUUGGAAACGACGAGAGAAAGGAACUUGCGGAGUGGCGACUGACUCCAGCUGGCAAAGCAGCCCAAGCCGCAGGCAUCCUGCUAAGAGAUAGCAAGAAGCAGAGUGGAAAGGGAUCCCCCAAGAAAGGGAAGAUAAGCUAUGCCAAAGUGUCGGCUAACGUGAAAGUCAAUGUCAAAGACUGA